AUGGAGGUGCUCGCCGAAGGACCCCGCCAAGUAUCAGUCCCUAUCGAAUCUCAUCGACCAAGGCUUACUGCGCUCCCCUUUGAGACCCUUCGCCAGAUCGUAUGGGAUGAGGAACUCGAUCAAGAGGAUGUCGCCGCCCUUCGACUGUCCUGCCGAGCGCUUCUCGGUCCCGCCUCGAGUCGACUCUUCUACCGCAUUCGCAUAUCUAAGCUGAACCGGGAUCGGGAGAGUUUUUUGUCGAUUUGUCAGAUUCCUCGGUUAGCUUUUCACGUCCAUGAGGUAGAGUGGCAGGAGAUUUCUUGGGAUACCGAGUUGUUCGACCGCACUUCGGCACCCCUUUGCCUGCCUAGCUCAUGCAACAUCAUCGAAUGCGACGGCGACGAAGAGCUUGUUACGCGUGUCUCGACAUACCUACGGGGCGAGGCUGAAGCCGCAUUUUGGAUGCGAAAUGCGCCGCCGAGACCACGUUUCGGUGACGUGAUCGAGGACGCGAAUCAUUUUGAGGACUUGGAAAAAGAACGACACCAGGCUGUUGCCGCGUUCAAGGAUAAUUUCGAGGCCGCCAUCGACCUCCUCCCGAACCUACAUACAUUCGUUUCGGGGCCUAUGAACACAACACGGGUUAUCAAUGACCCAGAGUCGGAAUACCCGGUGGAGGCGAGAAUGUUCCAGCGGUUCCAGGAGUGGGUUAACGGGAAGGAGGAUGGAUAG
Molecule: messenger RNA, 711 nt
Organism: Dichotomopilus funicola
Lineage: Eukaryota; Fungi; Ascomycota; Sordariomycetes; Sordariales; Chaetomiaceae
Exons: 1
Coding region: 1-711 (236 amino acids)
Source: RefSeq, a predicted model, not a curated record